Molecule: messenger RNA, 2163 nt
Organism: Xylaria bambusicola
Lineage: Eukaryota; Fungi; Ascomycota; Sordariomycetes; Xylariales; Xylariaceae
Product: glycoside hydrolase family 47 protein
Exons: 4
Coding region: 120-1841 (573 amino acids)
Biological process (GO): N-glycan processing; carbohydrate metabolic process
Cellular component (GO): membrane; endoplasmic reticulum
Molecular function (GO): mannosyl-oligosaccharide 1,2-alpha-mannosidase activity; calcium ion binding
Source: RefSeq, a predicted model, not a curated record
CAGCCUUUCGCACUACCUUGUCUCAUCUUGUCUCAUCUUGUCUCUCGCAUGACCACCUACUUUUCCAAUUCUUCAAACUGGAUGGUCUGAAAAUCUCUACAGCUAUUAGAAGCGAUAAGAUGGCUCCUCGGAGAGAGAAAGCAACUGUUGACCAUAACUCGCCAUACCCUCGUUCCUCUUCAUAUUUAAAAUCUCUGCUUCGGCUUCGAACUGUAUUGGUUCUAGCUCUGUCUGUUGUAUUAGUCUUGUUAAAUUGGACGAGAGACAAUCCUAUUGGCUUUUACCAUCAUGUUGGUGACUAUGUGGAUUGGACUGCUAGACGAGAAAAAGUGAAGGAUGCCUUCAUCACCAGCUGGGAUGCAUAUCUAGCUAAUGCCUGGGGUAAUGACAGGUAUCAUCCGGUAUCAGGAGCAGGUUCUCAGAUGAGUCCUGACGGACUAGGAUGGAUUAUCGUCGACAGCCUCGAUACGAUGAUGAUAAUGAAUCUCACUGAUCGUUUAGCCGAGCCUCGGAAAUGGUUGCAACGCAGUCUAACCUACAACCAAGACCAAGACAUAAACACAUUCGAAACGACCAUCCGUAUGCUUGGUGGAUUACUUUCUGCGCAUUACUUGAGCACGAAGCUGCCACACGCUGCAUCCCGCAGAGAUUCUGUAUAUCUAGCGAAAGCAGUGGAACUUGCCGACAGAUUGCUCCCCGCCUACGAGUCACGCUCAGGUAUCCCUUAUGCCAGUGUGCUCCUUUCGAAAUCACGAGGUAUACCAUCUCAUGCAGAUGGGGGAUCAUCAUCAACGGCGGAGGCCGGCACAUUGCAACUUGAAAUGAAGUAUCUGUCUCACCUAACAGGUAAUGAUACAUACUGGCGAAAGGCCGAGAGAGUAAUGAAAGUGCUUGAUGAUAAUGGCGCCCAAAACGGGUUGGUCCCAAUAUUCGUCCAUCCAGAGACAGGAAGAUUUACGUCGCGGGAAAUUCGACUUGGAAGCCGUGGUGAUUCAUAUUAUGAAUACCUCGUCAAACAAUACCUGCAGACAUCUGGGCAGGAGCCAGUAUACCUCGAAAUGUGGGAAGAGGCGUUGGAGGGAAUCCAAAAACACCUCAUCACUACCACCAAGCACUCAGGUCUCAAAUUCGUCGCCGAGCUCCCACAAGGGAUCGGCGGUCCGUUAUCACCUAAGAUGGACCAUCUCGUCUGCUUCCUGCCUGGGCUCAUCGCGCUCGGUGCCACUCGGGGGCAUCCGCUUUCUAAGGCACGUACCUGGCCAAGCUGGGACGACAAGAAAGAGAGACAGAUGCAGCUCGCGCGCGAUCUAAUGAAAACAUGCUGGGGAAUGUACGCAGUGACAAAGACUGGACUUGCUCCCGAGAUUGCGUGGUUCCAUGCGAACGAGGAAGACCUCCGCCCAGCACCAGGUGAUCGACCUCUGGCCGCAACAAAAGACUCGCUAGCAGCAUGGAAGAAGGAUUAUAUUGUCAAGCCGCUAGAUGCGCAUAACCUGCAACGACCGGAGACCGUCGAGAGUUUAUUCAUGAUGUGGCGCAUCACCGAAGACCCGGUAUAUCGCGAAUGGGGGUGGAAGAUAUUCAACGCGUUUGAAAAGUACACUAAAGUCGGCCAAAGGCAAGGCUACACCUCCGUAAACGACGUGAAUGCUAUUCCACCGCCGCUAAGGGACAAUAUGGAGAGCUUUUGGUUGGCAGAGACUCUCAAGUAUCUGUAUCUCCUUUUCAGCCCUACUGACUUCAUUCCUCUUACCGAAGUUGUUUUCAAUACGGAAGCGCAUAUCUUGCCUGUCAUCAGUAAGGUCAAAUGGCAGACUGGAUGGAGUAGAGCUGAGAGGUGAGGAGGGAGGCAUAAAGUUGAGUACUGUAAGAGCUCAGGCGGCGGAUUCUUGAUUUUUCUAGGGUCUGUUGAUCAGAGCACAUUCGCAAAAUACAAGCGCGUAUAUGAUGAUUUAAUGCAACCUUAUAAUUUAUGACAUAUUGUUCGCUGCCUUGACCGUAGCCCAGUGCAUUAAGAAGUAUCAUGUAUCAAAAAGCAGUUGCUUAUUAGGCUUCUAGAAAUAGAUGGAGGGGCUUGGCCAACAGGCGAAAUGCUCUGGAGAUUAGUUUAUUUUUAACAGCGCUUCCAAAUGAAAUCGUUCCAGUUGCCCAACCACCUAAAAG